AUGGUUACCAAUUGUAGCGUGUGUGUAGAUUAUGCCAAUAAGCAGCCUUCAAAACCUUUGAAACCAACCGUUCCUCCAAAGUUUCCGUGGGAAAAGAUAGGAACCGACCUAUUUGAAUUUCGUGGAGAACAUUUUUUGGUUUCUGUGUGUUACCGUAGUAAGUUUCCAGAGGUUACCAAGAUGGAAUCGACAAGAAUUAGUGCUGUCGUAGACGAGCUCAAACGCCAAUUCUGUGUCCAUGGAAUUCCAGCCGAGGUCAUUUCUGAUAAUGGGCCCCAAUACAGUAGUCGCGAGUUCCAAGAAUUCGCAAAAGAGUAUGGUUUUAAACAUAUCACCAGCUCACCUCACUUCUCGAGAGCAAACGGAGAAGCAGAAAGAGCCAUCCAAACUAUUAAGAAUUUGUGGCGAAAGUGUAAUGAUAAGUACUUGGCCCUACUUCACUAUCGAACAACGCCGUUACCUAAUAUCCAACUGUCUCCUGCCAAACUACUUAUGGGACGUCGAUUGCGAAACGACCUGCCUAUGAUGGAAAGUUUACUUCAACCAGCUAACAACAGCCCACAACGUAUUUCCAAAUAUUUAAUGAAGACAAAAGAAGACCAGAAGAAGUACCACGACAAGCAUGCAAGUAAGGAGUUGAAAGAACUUCAGCCUGGAGCUAAAGUCCGGUUAGAACCGUGGACGCAUUUCAAAGAAUGGAAACCAGCGACGGUAGUGAGGCAUCACCAUACGCCAAGAUCAUAUGAGGUGCAAACCGAGGACGGAAGAAAGUAUUGUCGCAAUCGACAGCAUUUGAGAGUUUGCCCAGCUCUUGGAUCUGACAGCGACGACCAAACCAUAGCUCCAGUAGUUGACAAAGAAAUAUCAUCUCCCGAGAAUGCAGAUCCACUAUCCGUUGGUGCCGACUAA
Messenger RNA from Paramuricea clavata, 909 nucleotides. NCBI's taxonomy places the organism in Eukaryota, Metazoa, Cnidaria, Anthozoa, Malacalcyonacea, Plexauridae. The record is from the annotation of a GenBank genome assembly.